CUGGACGGCGCGGCCAGGUGAUGGUGGGCCCCUGUGUUUCUCCAGAGGAAAGGGCACACCCAGAGCAGCCGUGUCCCCAGACUGCCCCAGUGAGGCAUUUUAACAUUACCCUUUGGGAAGUGAGCAGCCCUGAACCUGUCUCCGUUAAGGGUCCUUAGGAUGCAGUGAUUAAGGAAUUAGGCUUUCCCUCCGGGAGGGGCACUGCCUGCGCCUGUGAACUCUGUAAAGAGAAAAAGGACAGAAUGAUGCUGUCCGAGCAAGCCCAAAAGUGGUUUCCAACCCACGUGCAGGUCACAGUGCUUCAAGCCAAAGAUCUGAAGCCAAAAGGCAAAAGUGGCACCAAUGACACAUACACUAUAAUUCAGCUGGGCAAGGAAAAAUACUCCACCUCUGUAGCUGAGAAAACCCUUGAGCCAGUCUGGAAGGAAGAGGCCUCUUUUGAGCUACCUGGAUUGCUAAUGCAGGGGAAUCCAGAGAAAUACAUUCUUUUCCUCAUAGUUAUGCACAGGUCCCUGGUGGGUCUGGAUAAAUUUUUAGGGCAGGUGGCAAUCAAUCUCAAUGACAUCUUUGAGGACAAACAAAGAAGGAAAACAGAGUGGUUUAGAUUAGAAUCCAAACAAGGAAAAAGCGCCAAAAACAGGGGUGAGAUAAAGGUCAAUAUUCAAUUUAUGAGAAACAACAUGACAGCAAGUAUGUUUGACUUAUCAAUGAAGGACAAAACAAGAUCUCCUUUUGCAAAAUUAAAAGAUAAAAUGAAAGGUAGAAAAAAUGAUGGGACAUUUUCUGAUACAUCUUCUGCAAUCAUUCCAACUACUCACAUGCCCGAUGCCAGUACUGAAUUUUCAAGUGGUGAAAUGCAGAUGAAAUCCAAACCAAAAAAGCCUUUUCUUUUGGGUCCUCAGCGACUCUCGUCAGCGCAUUCAAUGUCUGAUUUAUCUGGGUCCCACAUGUCUUCUGAGAAACUGAAGUGUAGCACCAUAGGUCAAACACAUCUUCUUGGACGCCAGAUAGAUUCCUUUGGAAUGGUUCCAGAAAGUGGAAGUCUCAAAUCUCCACACAGAAGAACAUUAAGCUUUGAUACUUCUAAAAUGAACCAACCUGACAGCAUCGUGGAUGAAGGUGAAUUGUCUUUCGGAAAACAAAAUGACCCAUUUACAAAUGUGACUGCUUCAUUACCCCAAAAAUUUGCAACACUGCCAAGGAAGAAAAAUCCAUUUGAAGAAAGCAGUGAAUCGUGGGACAGCAGCAUGAAUUUAUUUUCAAAAUCAAUUGAAGUAAGAAAAGAAAAUAAAAGAGAAAAAAGGGAAAAAGUUAGCCUGUUUGAAAGAGUUACUGGAAAAAAAGAUAGCCGAAGAUCUGAUAAACUUCACAAUGGGGGAUCUGACAGUCCUUGUGACUUGAAAUCACCUAAUGCAUUUAGUGAAAAUCGUCAGGACUAUUUUGAUUAUGAGUCAACUAAUCCGUUUACAGCAAAAUUCAGGGCUUCAAAUAUAAUGCCAUCUUCAAGACCUGCCUCACUUCCUAGAACAUUGCCAGUUGGCCUCUUACACAGAAUUGUAGUCACGGAGCUACUUUCCAUGUCAUUCCUUGACUGUUUUCAUAUGAAUCCGACAUGCAAUGAAGACCUCAGGAAAAUCCCGGACAGCAACCCUUUUGAUGCCACUGCAGGGUAUCGUAGUCUGACCUACGAAGAGGUACUCCAGGAACUGGUGAAACACAAAGAACUCCUUAGGAGGAAGGACACCCACAUCCGGGAGCUGGAGGACUACAUCGACAACCUGCUCGUCAGGGUGAUGGAAGAAACGCCCAGUAUUCUCAGAGUGCCAUACGAGCCAUCCAGGAAAGCUGGCAAAUUCUCCAAUAGUUAAUAAAGCCAGUUGUACUGUGUUUAUAAUUGGAGGAAGAAAGAGAGAAAGAAGGAAAAACUUGUUACUCAAAGAGACAACACUACGAGAGGUUUCAUUUCAUACUCUCCUACGUUGUGAAAAAUGGUUUUACCUAUAAAUAUCAGCAGGGACUUAUCAAGAGUGACCUUUGAAGCAAGCAAAAGAAUUUAAAAAUGGGCCAUAUUCUCGAUAAAUAAGCAGUUCCUUAGGAUUCACUUAGGUGCUGGUGCUGGCCCACUAACCUGCCAUAUGCUCAGAAAUAUCUUCAGAAGUACGUGAUUUAUUCCUCAGGAAUAGAUUUCAUAAAGCAGAAUUGAUACUGUGGUUGGUUUCUCAGAAGUCAAUUUAUAGAGCUAUUUAGCUUCAGGAAUACUGCUUCAUUAUAAACACUACUGAAAAUACAGUUCCUAUUUUAUAUACAUAUGUGUACAUGAAUAUAUGUUCAUGUAUCUCGUAUAUAGAAUACAGGCAUAUACCUCAUACAUACAUGUGUUUUUAGAACAUUUAAAAACCAACUGGUUGCCUCUAAGGUUAGGAUCCCGAUUUCUUAAUUUGAAACUGUGUGUGCUCUAUCGAUGCAAGACAAGGCGUCAUCAUUACCAUUAUGGUUUGUUACAGAGAAGCUGCUUCAGAUCACUCUUGACUGUGUGAACCUUGGUUUCAAAGGGAGCUACUAUGUAUUACUCCCGCAUCAAGUUUUUGCUCUUUUCCCAAAAGUAAUGCUCUAAAAUCCUUCUCUGAAGAAUGACAAAUUUUAGGACCCUUCAUUAACUUCACAACAGCAUGAAUUUCUUUGAAUUAUUUAAUAAUUAUCUUAACAUGGGUAUAAGCAGAAGGUGAUCUAACGUAAUUUGUUUCCUUGUGAUUCUGCAUGCCAUUAAGUCACUGGCAAAGAAAAUAUUGUGAAGUUAGCUCUGAAAAUAAUUUGGGGGAAAGAAAAGUAGGUGAUCAUCUGGUGUUUGAUAACCCAAAGCAGUGGGCAAACUCUAGACAUGAAAAAUUAGGCUUGGUUUCAAGUUACAUCAAUAAUAGAACAGAUGGUUGCUUUGGGGUCUUAAACCAAAAUAAGACUUAAUAAAGGAAGAGUGAGUUUUUAGAGCAAAUCUUUGCUAGGAUGACAUUUUUUAUAUAUGUAUAUUAUUCUACCAUCCAAACUUUAAGAGUUGAUUGAUUACAAAAUUAUAUGUCUUUUUUUUAAGUCCAUUCUUCCAAAAUGUUCUUUCAGAGAUUAUAUAUUUGUACAAAAUUAUUCUGAAAUUUAAGUUGAAAAGCAAUAGUAUAAAAAUGUUGUUAAUCUUCUGCUUAUUUUUCAGCCUUGAAAAUCCUUUUACUAUGAAACAAUGAGGGUAUCUGUGUCUUUCUGAAUUUAAAGUGAAAAAUGAAUCUGCACAUGGAGACUUACAUAGUCCCCAAUCCUUUAAUGAAUUGAAUUUUUCCCUAAUGUUGAUCUCUAGUAAGACUUCAUUGAAAGUUAAAUAAAAGCCAGAUAUAAUAGUUUUGCUUAUUUUAAUAUUUCAAAUCAGAGUGCUUGGUCAAGCUUAUAUUCAUAAGCUAAAAACUACAUCUUAUUUGCAUUUUCUGAAUUAACCUUUCUAUGAGAAUAUGCAUUUUGAAAUUGUGAAAUGUUUUUUCCAAAUAAAAAGUAAAUAUUUGAAUAAAAUUAAGAAAUGGAAAAGGAAGGAUAGGUUUCAUCAAUUUUUUUCCUUCCCCUUACGGUUAAUUAAAGUUCUGUAAUAAACCUCAAAAUCUAGUGUAGAAUUUUAUUUCCCCAUUUUAAGUCAUGGUAAUUAUGAUUUGUAAAGAUGGUGUCAUUUUUAUUAACAUUUACUGAAUGUUACAAAUUGUUUAGCAUUAGUUUUUUUCUGGCAGUAUUAUUGAGGCUCUUGUUACACUUUUUAAAAUGCCAAAAUCCAUAUGUUUUCAGUGUUACGGCAGAUAUCUGAAGAUACUGUAAUAUGCUUUGGCCAAAUUUGCUCUUUAUAGAGUGAACCAAGCUUUGUUUUGGAGAUAACAUUUUACAUAAAUAGAGCUCAUUAAAAGUAUGGUUCAAGUAUUGCUAUUUCUUUUAUGAGGAAAUUCAUCUUAAAGGAUCAAUUCUUUGCCUAUAUAAAAAUUAUUAUUAGAUUAAUCCAUUGGUUAUGAAAGAAUCAAUAUUUUUAUCCUUGAAUCUGAGCUAAGUAUUGUAUUUAAAACUGAAUAUACAUUUAACACUGCCUGAAAAUGUUCUCUUUCCAUGUUCAUGAAUUUUCGCUCACGACCUAGCGUAAACAUACUACAUAUUUUCAUAAUCAGUCAAAAAGACUGAGAUCCCAAGUAAACAUAUCAGGGUUUCCUGUGUUUAGACAGAGUAGGCUUAAUUUUUAGCACUGUACAGGAAACGGCCAAAAAGGAUCACCUGAGUUUAUUUUUCCAAAAUACCACUUCAAGUAUUCUAAUGAGGUAUUUUAUUAGUAGUUUAGAACUGGAAAUAAAAUUUAUGUGCUCAUUAAAUAACGCAUGGUCCAAUAGAUUAUAAACAGAUUUUACAUUUGCUUUUAUGCUUAAAGAAUGCAUGCUCAAAAGCAUUUCCACCAAGAGAACUUUUAUCACUGAAUUGGUAUUUAUCUCAAGUAAGCUAACAGACUUCCAUUACAUAAUUAAACUAUUUCUGCUAUUAUUUUAAAAACAGUAUUAUUUUACAACCAGUUCUCCCAGUUAAAAUUUAGCUUUAAAAAUAUUAAACAUACCUUCCUACCACUUAGGCUUCCAGUUUCAUUUAUUGAAUAACACGGUCGUAUCUUAGAACUGUAUAUAAAAUAACGUAACCCAUUCAUGAAAAGUGUCUAAAUAUUGCUUUUUGCUGCUGAAUAUCUGCACUGAACGUAGUUUUGCCAUUUCCCACAAAUGUAGUACUAUCUGUAGGUUAUACAUAACAACAUCUAUUGCUUUUGGCAGUAAAUCAAGAUUUAGUUGUAAUUUUCCAGCUGUGAAAAUGUUGCCUUGUAUUUAAUAAAAGGGUUUCAUGAAUGGAAGCCUAAGUAAAACUAAGCUCAUUAGUGACAGACUUGCUUUCUUCAUGUCCGUCCUUCACCCACUUCCCCACCCCAUACCCCCACGUACCAACCCCCAAAAGGGUGCUUACUCUUUAAAAAGGAGAAUCUUUAAAAAAAAAAAAAAAUACUCCUGUCUUAUAUCUGCAGUAAUUGUUACAUUAGAGCUUUUAGUUUCCUCUGUAGCUUUUCAGAAAAAGCAGCCUACCUUGGAUUUGUAAACCAACCUGAAACUUUUUGAUGUUCAUGUACUCGUAUGUCUUGUAGCUGGUAGGUGUCAUUGGUGUGUGUGUGAGUGAAGUAUAAAGCAUGCCCAUCCACUCCAUCUCUUUGAAGUAAAGGAGCGGAUCCCAGUGCUGCCGUCCAGGCUGGUAGACGGGAAGGUCUGUCAGCAGCCAUGGAAAGCCCCCUCUGCACAGAUGUAUAACUUUAAUAAUCCAGAGGCAAUCAUAGGAAGUAUUUAAUAUGCAGUAGGUAGCACCUUAACUAAUUAAUCUGCAUAUGAAGGGUUUUCUGAUGUAUUGAAUAAGAAGUGUAGCUCUUCAAGCAUUAAACUAGACUUGACGUUUUACUCCGUUUAUUUUCUCUGUCAAAAAAAAAAAAAAACCUCCACUCUUGCAAUGGAAUUGAAGUCUAACAAAUGGUACAUUUGGGCCUAUUAAUCUUCAAAGCUUCCAGAUGGUUUGUAUUUUGAGGUACGAAAAAUGCUGCAGAUCUAGAGAUGUAUAUAUUUGGCAGGAAUUUGAAAGAUACAAGCAUUAUUUAUAACUGAAGAGUAUUACACUUCUGAAGUAAGAGCUCUAUCUAGUAACUUGUGUACAUUUUUUCAGAUUCAAAUUCAAAAGUAAGCACUGUAUAAUGUGGCAGUUGUAUAAUUUAUGUAAUCUUAUGCAUGAAUCAGAAUUUUUAUAUGAUUAUUGAUUUAUUAUUGUUGAUUAAAGUGUUUAAACUUAA
This is a messenger RNA of Nycticebus coucang (slow loris), 5869 nucleotides long. RefSeq names its product RAB11 family interacting protein 2 (gene RAB11FIP2). Gene Ontology annotation, biological process: regulated exocytosis. Gene Ontology annotation, cellular component: phagocytic cup; endosome. The coding region runs from base 243 to 1868 and encodes 541 amino acids. NCBI's taxonomy places the organism in Eukaryota, Metazoa, Chordata, Mammalia, Primates, Lorisidae. Gene Ontology annotation, molecular function: small GTPase binding. The record is from RefSeq and is a predicted model, not a curated record. The transcript has 7 exons.